AUGCCACCACGAAGAGUCAUUAGGUGCGUCGUCAACACCUUAGCAGCUCCACCACCGCCACCUCCAAAAAUGGACUCUUCCGUGUUCCAGGCUGCUGUAACAGCCAUUGUGGUUGCCGCCAUGGCCCAAAUCAGCAGUAACGACAUGAAUGGGAACGAGACUAACAGUUCCAAUCUGGGAGAAAACCAAGGGCACCAACUGAUGUGCUCUUACAAAGAGUUCAUGAACUGCAAGCCCAAGACCUUUCAUGGCGACAACGGUGUCAUUACUUUGACAAGAUGGUUUGAGAAGACCGAUUCCAUAUUCAAAAUUUGUGCAUGCCCGGACGAAUUCAAAGCCAAAUAUGCAGCGUGUACACUCGCGGACUCGGCCUUGUCGUGGUGGAACAGCCACGUUAAAACUCUGACUCUAACUGAGGAAAACGCCAUGAGUUGGGAGGACCUAAAAGUUAUGAUGGUCAAGGAAUAUUGUCCAAGGAGCGAGAUGCAUAAACUGGAACAAGAACUAUGGGAACACACCAUGAAGGGCUCUGACAUUGCCACCUACACUUCCCGAUUUAACGAACUGGUAACUUUGUGCCUGAAAUGA
Molecule: messenger RNA, 588 nt
Organism: Lactuca sativa (garden lettuce)
Lineage: Eukaryota; Viridiplantae; Streptophyta; Magnoliopsida; Asterales; Asteraceae
Source: RefSeq, a predicted model, not a curated record